AGUGAGGGUUCCGGGAGUCAGGGAAGGCAAGAACAGUGGGAUAUAGAGCUCAAUGGUAUGGUUGGAAGUUUGGUGUGAGGAUUUAUUCGUGUUGAGUGCUUGGUUUUAUGUUGGUGUGAAGGACGUGUGGGCGGGGUCUGAGGGAAAAAUGUGUUGAAAGGCAGGGCUGUUUGUGUCAUGGAGUGUUUUGAAGGAGUUGGUUAGUGUAAUGGGAGAAGAUGCGAAAAAGCUCGAGAAAUUACGUUGGCCCCAUCCAUCGCAGAUCCACGACACGCUAUUGUUAACUAAUCCAGAAAAUAACUGUGUGAAAGAACCGAUGCAGCUGACAUGGUCGGCAUGUUCGGAUCUCCUACAGCAGUUAUCGGAUUGGCUGGUCCUCUGACCCACAUUUAACAGCCCUUAUGCAAACCAUGCACGGGUACUUGGGGGGUUAGCAUUAGCGUCGGAGCAGCAGAAGUGUACGGUGUGUCGGGAAUGUGUGUGUUGUGUUGUUGGCUCGUGAGUGUCUGCGUGUUUGCGGAUUUGUGCAUGAAGUAUAAAUAAAAUUUGUGUUAAAGUAAAUGCAAGAUAAGUAAUGUGCAAAAGUAUGUGGCAUCUAUUCUUGUUCUCUCUUACCUUUCUUGAACGUGAGCGCAGUUAUACAGUAUCAAAAUAAGGUAUCUGAAUGACUAAAAGAUGCUAAGUUCCCAAACCUAGAUAUAUAUUAAAAAAAUAUAAAAAAAUGCAGGGAAAGAAAGAACGCAUUGCAUUCGAAAUUUUAAGAGAAUACAACUUGCACAUAGAAUGGAUAAAAUACAAAACCGGCGAGGUGUCCGGAGUGUAAGCGACCGAAAGGAAACGAGGAUAAACACAAGACGCAGACAAAGUGCGGAGCGUCCGGACUCUCGGUUUUCUGAUUUCUUGACUGGUUUCUCGGGAGAUGGUCGUCUUUUGGUAAUAAGAUUUUAGAGGUGGAGCUCAAGGCCUGGCACAACUGCAUUGUCUGCUCUGUGACCUGCUGCACCUACUCAGCAUCAACUAAUUCAAGAAUGGAGAAGAAACCACUCCUUAUUUGGUGGCCCAUGCAUUGUAUUUCUUUUCUAUUAUGAUAUGCUUGAAAAGCAAAAGUGGCUGCUUUUAUGUCUGGUAAUCUUUGUGAAGGUGAAAUUGUUAACUGUAUGCAGAAGAACAGCUAACAAACGGAAAGUGGUCUGUGGAUGAGAUGAGACAACAAUUUAUUUAUUAUUGAUCUAUACUAAUUUGAAAGAGCACCAUGGGAGUUAAAGGAUUGUGGAAACUCAUUGAGAGUUCUGGCACACCAGUUCCUCUCGAAACCCUUGAACACAAAAUCUUGGGCGUGGAUGUAUCCAUUUGGCUUCACCAGGCAGUCAGAGGAUUCAGAGGUCCUGGAGGUGCAGCAGUGGCAAAUGCUCAUCUGCUUACUCUCUUUCAUAGAAUCUGCAAGUUGUUAUUUUAUCGAAUAAGGCCUGUAUUCAUAUUUGACGGAGGUGUUCCCCACUUGAAAAAACAGACACUUGCUGCACGUCGGCUGAGGAGAGAUGUAGCUGCCAGUAAAGCCAAGCAGGUGCGGGAUAGACUCCUGUCAAAUCUGCUAAAGAGCCAGGCUGUCAGAAAUGCUUUGGGCAAGACUGGACGUGGACCCAGUGAUGUACAUGUUCCAAAACCUCAGAAGAAGGAGAAAGAUAUGUUUGAACUUCCUCCCUUACCCCCACCAAAGGAAGAGGAAGAAGGGAUGACUACUGUCAAGUUGGAAGAGAAUGAAUACGAGCACGAAGUCUUGAAUAGCUACGAUAUUCCCAAUUUGCAUGAUUUUGACUAUGAAAGCAAGGAAUUCAAAGCCCUACCAAUUGAAACACAGCAGGUGAUUUUGAGUGAGUUACAGAGUACUCGAAAGGAGAAUUCUUGGGCUGCUAUUAAUGAAAUGCCUCAAGAUGGGAAGGGUUUUGCAGAGUUUCAAAUAGGUAGAUUGAUGAUGAGGCGAAAAUUUCAGGUUACCCUUGAUAACACACAGGAAGAAAUUCGAAAGAAGAGAACUGUUGAAAUGGAAGCAGAAAUGUUUGGAGAAUUGGAAAAGCAUGUGAGCCUAACACACAGGAUUAUAUCUGAAGAUUCGGCACAUUCAAUUCUUAUUAAAAAGGUUAAAGGCGAUGAUUUAAAAGAGGAAGAGAAAAUCAUUAAAAAGGAGGAGAAGGGAAAAUCACUGAUGAGAAACAAGAAUGGGAAUUUUGAAAAGGACUUCUUGACUGAACUUGCAAAGCAAGGCAUUGUGAAAAAGGGCCAGCACUCAGAUUCGGACUCAGAGGAUGAAGAAUCCUAUUUUGUUGAUGGAGAUACAGAAUUGGGGUUUUGUUCUCAAGCCAAAACAAAUAUAGAUGAUGAUGGUUUGCUUCAGAUUGUUGGCUCCCUGAUGGAAAACAAUGGCCUAACACAGGAUGAAAUAUUGGCACUUGUCAAACAGGAGAGUAUGGUAUCAGGAACAAGUAAGAAUGAGGUAGAUGAUGGAGACAAGCCCUCAACUUCAAGGAAUGCUUCAGGUUUUGUGUUCAAUCCAGAUGCCGAUUCCUCAGAUGAUGAUAGUGAUCUCAUAGAUAUAGGGGAAAAAAAUGAUACCUUGGAUCUUUCUGAAAAGAAAACUAAUGGUAUUGCCAAGGAUGAACAAGGAAGCAAUGUAGAUAAGAUAUUAGAAAAUAAAAAUGAUAGUCUGUGGAUGAAGAUUGUUCAGCAGAAGUUAGAUGAUAUAGUACACACACAAACAGAUAAAAAUUCUCCCAAGAAAGCUGUUGUUGACACUAGAAGAUCUGAAGCAAAUGAGAGUAAAAAUCCAAGCAGAGAAGGAGAUGGGGAAUUAAAAACUGUUGCUAUUUCUUUAGAUUUUGAUGUCAAACCAUUAAAAAUGGAGGAUGAUAUUUUUGCAGACAUUUUUACUGAUAUUAAUGCCAUGCCAGCCUCUAAACCUAUGGUUGAUUCAAUGAAGGCAAAAACCCAUGUAGCUGAUGUGAUUGAUACAAACACCUGGAGUCAUAUUCCUCAUGAAAUUAAUUCAAAUUCUUUAAAGAAUAAAGAGAAAGAAAAGCAGCAAUUAGAUUUUAUUCCAGAUAAUACUGAAGAAGUAAUGGGUGGUAAAGUGAAAAACACAGGGAAAGCAGUUGCUCCAUCCACUGUUAAUACAAAGGAUAUGAAUAUUACCACUGAAUUACAGAGCAAAAUACAAGAUCUGGUUAAGCUAGAGAUUGAAAAGGUUAUGAGUUCUCAGGGAAGUAAGAGUGCAUUCAAGGAUAACACAAAGUAUGAAUCAUUUGCAGAGGAAGAAAUGUCUGUUGAUGAUGUGGAAAUUAUGAGUUCUAGUGAUGGUAGUGACAUGGAAGAAGUUGAGAGUGAUGUUCAGAAGGCCGAAAAUGAGCCACUUUUGCCAAAGGGAAAUACCACUCAGAAAAUUACUGAAAAUGCAGACUGCGAAUCAGAUGAUGAUGAAGAUCUGAUUGAAGUAACUGAUGAUAAAGAUUUUAAUGAAUCAAUAGUUAAAAACAAAAGUGAAGACCAGAGUGCUUCCAUGUUAAAGAUUACAUCACCAGAAAGAAAAGAUAUCAGUUUAAGAGACGUACAAGAAACAGAGAAAAGUGCAGAUUUUGCGGAAUCGGCUCAACAAAUAGUCAAUAGCUCCUCCAGGGUUGAAGAUAAUUCCAAAGAUUGCCCUGAAAAACACAGUAUGGAUUCAGUGAGUCCAUCAGAUACUAAGAGUGAUAAGGGACAAACCAAGGUCAAAAUGAAUCUCAAGGCUGACACAGAUCUGGAGGAAGACAGUGUUAUAUCGGGGAGAUCAGAGUCAGAUGCAGGGGACAAAGAAAAUACAGAAGAAAUAGAAGGGCCUUUAGAGUAUUCUAAGGAUGAAUUAAAAAAUUUAGAGGAGGAACUAGCAUCAGAGCAACAAACUCUUGUGGCUCAGGCACAAAAGAUAGAAAGAAUUGCUUCCAAUUUGAAUGACCAAAUGUAUGGAGAAGCACAGGAACUCCUGCAACUCUUUGGCAUUCCAUAUCUUGUGGCCCCAAUGGAAGCAGAAGCCCAGUGUGCCUUUCUAAAUAUACAGAAACUUACCAGUGGCACCAUCACUGAUGAUUCAGAUAUAUUCCUUUUUGGUGGCUGUAGUGUAUACAAACACUUUUUCAAUCAGACCAAGCAUGUGGAACUCUUCAAGACAGAUAAUAUCAAAGCAAACAUCGGACUAGACCGUGACAAAAUGAUUAGUCUUGCUCUACUGACUGGCAGUGACUAUACUGUAGGUGUAGAAUCUGUAGGAGCGGUUUUGGCUAUGGAAGUGCUGGCAGAGUUCCCAGGUGAAGGCUUUGAAUGCCUGAACAACUUGAAAAAGUGGUGGAAUGUAGCACACAGGAAUGUAAGUGCUGCUUAUCAGUCCAAGGCCAAGCAUCGUUUGUCACAGAUUAUGAUUCCUGAGUCCUUUCCAAAUAAAGCAGUCUUUGAUGCUUAUCAUCAUCCAGAAGUAGAUGAAUCAUUAGAAAAAUUUUCCUGGGCAGUUCCUAAUGUAGAUGCCUUAAGAAUGUUCACAAUGGAUAAGUUUGGAUGGAAUAGGGCUAAAGCAGAUGAAAUCCUGAUACCAGUCAUGAAAAAACUUGGUGUUAGAACUUCUCAGACAAGAAUUGAUUCUUUCUAUACCAACAUAAAACUUGUAAAAGAAAAUAAAUUUGCCAGUAAGAGGAUGCAAGAUGCUAUUGCCAGAGCUAAAGGAGAAGAGCCUCUCAGUUCUACCUCAGCAACAGAGAAUAAGAAGAGAAACAGUUCUACUCAAAGGGGAAGACCUAAAACAAAGAGAAGAAAGUUAGAGGAGGCAGAAGAACCAGUGGAAGAGGAAGAGGAAGUUGAAGACAUAACAGCAAAGAGUUCACCACAUAAGGGAGAUGAACCAGCCCCAAAAAAGCAGUCUCGUACAUUGUUGAUUGACCCAUCUGAAAGCAGCUCUUCCCCGGACAAGCCAAAACGUGGUCGACCAAAGAAAAAAUUGGAAGAAAAUUCUGAUGAAGCCUUAGGCCCUUCAAUGGCACCACCCACCACUAGUAUAUCAGAAGUUAAGCCUAAGAAGAAAGUGACUAAAGAAGAUAUGUAUAAGGCCCUCUUAGAGAAGGAAACAAUCACUCAGAGGGAAGCAGACAAGAAGUUGAUGGAGGAAAAGAAACGUAUUGCUGCCCAGUUACUGAAAGAUAAGAUUAAAAAGAAGAAAAGAUAGAGAUAAUAUGGCUGACAAAAUCUACACAAGUAAUAAAAGAAUUUUCAGACUUUGAUAGCAUGUAAAAAUCAGAUAAUGUUAUCACUGAAUGGACAUUUGGUUGUAUACUUUGCUUUGGAUUUCUAAAUAAAGUGUUCUGAAUAUUUGUUAUUCUCAUAGCAAGCUACUUAUAGCUGUAAUUUCAUACCAGAAAUUCUGUUCUUAUAUUUAGUGAUUUAAUGUGUUAACUUACAGUGGUAGGCCUAAGAAUUUUGUACUAAUAAAAUCAUGCAACUAGAUUACUUCUUGUGUAUAUUUUGACAUUAAUGGAGAUUUCACUAACCAUUAUAGAGAAGAGUACAAAUUUUAUAUUACAAACACUAAAUAAGAUUUCUAAUGUGUAUUUAUUUCUUUCUUUCUUUUCCUUUUACUUUGUUUUGAACAUUGUUGUUUGUGUUGGUGUAUCUCAGGUUAAUGGUUUUGUUUUGUUAUGACUGAUAACAGUUAACACACAUUAGACACAGACAUUUUCCAGUGAAUUACAUAUAGUUUAUUGACCAUUUUCAAAUUACUUACCAAAGUCUGAUCUGUAUUGAUUUCCAAAAAGGAAAAAAGGAGGCCCUUGUCUAUUGUAUUACCUGUAAAAGGAAAAUUGAUCUUUGAGUGUAAAAGGGGUUAGGCAUUUUAGGAUAUACUGUAUAUGAUGUUCUGUUGAGGAAUUUAAUGAAUGAGAAUAAAGAAUUCCACAAUGCAAAAUAUCCAAUCAAUGUGUUAAUGGUUACACUUUCAUCAGAAUUAUAUACAUUUUAUUCUAAAGGUAUUUAGUUUCUCAUAUGUUUAUAUUUUUAACAUUUGUAAUUUUAAAUUCAGGUUCAGUUGAGUUAAUGAUAUCUGCCACAGUGAAGCAUUGCUAUUGUAUGUAUUGACCCAGUGCCAAUGGGCAUAGCAUGUAUGCACUUGCCAUGCCCACUGUGAGUUACUUUAUUAAUUGUUUUUACACAUAGAUGGAUACACUUGUACUAAGUCACCAAUGAGCCAAUUACGAGUACUGCCUGUC
Molecule: messenger RNA, 6272 nt
Organism: Penaeus chinensis
Lineage: Eukaryota; Metazoa; Arthropoda; Malacostraca; Decapoda; Penaeidae
Gene: mus201
Product: DNA excision repair protein ERCC-5 homolog
Exons: 2
Coding region: 1253-5236 (1327 amino acids)
Biological process (GO): nucleotide-excision repair
Cellular component (GO): nucleus
Molecular function (GO): single-stranded DNA binding; DNA endonuclease activity
Source: RefSeq, a predicted model, not a curated record